CAGAGCGCCUUCAGAACUCCUUCACAGUAUCCACUGACCAAUCUCAGCGCGCCCGGUUAACCAAGGGGCGUGGUUUCGGAUGAAAGCCUGAGGGGCGACCAGAAAGGGCAGGAUAAAAAAAAAAAAAGUGACGGUGCGCGCGGAAAGAGGAGCGCGAGGAAGAUGGACUGUAAGGAGCGCGCGCACGGGAACUUCUAAUCCACUCCACAGUCUGUGUGUGUGUGUGUGUGUGUGUGUGUGUGUGUGUUGUGAAGACCGUCCGAUCAGCAUCAGGAUCAUAGGGUGAAGAUGCCUGUGCUGGAAAGAGAACCAUCCAGAGACAGCAAUGUGAUACCCAAAGUACCUUUACCAGACCUGCAGCAAACCAUGUCUACAUACCUGAAGUGUGUGAAACACCUCGUCCCUGUGGCCCAGUUCCAGAAAACCAAAGCUAUAGUAGAGAAGUUCAGCAAACCAGGAGGAACAGGAGAGAUGCUCCAGAAAAAACUGCUGGAGAGGAGAGACAAGACCGAGAACUGGGUUUAUGAUUACUGGCUGGACGACAUGUACCUGAAUAACAGACUCGCCCUUCCUGUCAACUCCAGUCCCGUGCUGGUGUUUCCCAAACAGGACUUCAGAGACCCAGACGACUGCCUCAGAUUUGCUGCUAAACUCAUUUCAGGAGUGAUGGAGUAUAAAGCCAUGCUGGACAGGAGGACUUUACCCCCGGAUUACGCUCGAGGUCAGCAGGCUGGCAGUAUUCUGUGUAUGGAGCAGUAUUACCAUCUCUUCACAUCGUACAGACGACCUGGACUGAAAAAAGACUCACUGAUCACACAGAGCAGCACAGGAGCCGAGAAAACACCUGAACCUGGGCACGUUGUAGUGGCCUGCAACAACCAGUUCUUUGUGUUAAAUCUGAUGGAGAAAUCCCAGACGCUGAACGAGAUCGAUGUUCUAACCCAGCUAGUCAGGAUUAGUAAAAUGGCGGAGAAGGUGGAGGAGAAACAUCCCCCCAUUGGCCUCUUCACCUCAGAUGACCGGACAGAGUGGGCUAAAGCUAGAGACAUGCUGCUCAAAGACCCAGUGAACCGGGAGUCUCUGGAGCUGAUGGAGCGUUGUGUGUGUGUGUUGUGUCUGGAUAAACCCACUGGAGUUCAGCCCACUGAUUCCAACAGAGCGUUACUCAUGCUGCACGGUGGCGGCCAUGACAAGAACGGCGCCAACCGCUGGUACGACAAAUCCAUGCAGUUUGUGGUUGGUGCUGAUGGAGUGUGUGGAGUGGUGUGUGAACACUCUCCAUUCGAGGGGAUCGUCCUGGUCCAGUGUUCUGAAUACCUGCUGAAGUACAUGACCAGAAGCCCUAGUAAGCUGAUGAAGAGGUCGAGGGUAAGCGAUCUCACAGUUCCACAAAGACUGUCCUGGAAUUGUUCUUCUCUGAUCAUGAGCAUGCUGUCGUCCUCCGCUAACAACCUUCAGAGGCUUGUGAGAAACCUGGAUAUGGAGGUCUUCACGUUCAGAUUUUAUGGCAAAGAGUUCAUCAAGAAGCAGAAGAUGAGUCCUGACGCUUACAUCCAGGUGGCACUACAGCUGGCCUUCUACAGAUGCACCAGGAGGACAGUCUCCACCUACGAGAGCGCCUCCACCCGCUGUUUCCGUCACGGCCGCGUCGACAACAUCCGCUCGUCCACUGCCGAGGCGCUGCACUUCUCCAAAGCCAUGACAGACGAGGGAGCGUGUGUGCAGGAUUCAGAGAAGAUGGAGAGACUGAGGAAGGCUGUAGACUCACAGACCCAAUACACAAAGAUGGCCGUUUCAGGAUUGGGAAUAGAUAAUCACCUGCUCGGCCUUCGGGAAAUUGCCAGGGAGCUGAAGAUGGAAACUCCCGACAUUUUCACAGAUGAGACGUACCUCCUCAGCAACCAGUUCAUCCUCUCCACUAGUCAGGUUCCUACAACAGUAGACAUGUUCUGCUGUUACGGCCCGGUGGUUGCUAAUGGUUACGGGGCAUGUUAUAAUCCUCAAGCUGAAAACAUCCUGUUCUGCGUGUCCAGUUUCCGUGAGUGUGUGUCCACGUCAUCUCUCGUGCUGGUGAAGGCUCUAGAUCAAGCACUUAUAGACAUGAGGGAGCUGUGCAAUAGAUGCAGUGCUGUCAGUCAUAAAGAGGGUGGGGCUAAGCCAGCCACGCCCAGGAAGUAAGUCAUGAGAAACUGAUGGUCUAAAGUAUCUUCAGAUAUCACUAACGUCUUUGGGAUUGUUUUGUUUAAAAGCUCAAAAUAUAAUGUAUAGCCGUGUUUCUGCUAAUCUUGUAAUCAGUUCUCGGUAGUGGACUACUGAUGAUUAUAGCGCAUUACCGUCUGAGUCAUUCUGGUUUCUUGUGCCAAUAAUUGGUUAUAGGAUAACUGUAAAAUCAAUCACAUCAUAUUGUGAUAUUGUGAACUGAUGUUGCGUUCAUCUAAAGCUAGCUGUAUUCUG
Ictalurus furcatus (blue catfish) is the source of this 2454-nucleotide messenger RNA. Its product is annotated as choline O-acetyltransferase-like. Bases 289 to 2178 code for a protein of 629 amino acids. Gene Ontology annotation, biological process: acetylcholine biosynthetic process; neuromuscular synaptic transmission. The transcript is spliced from 15 exons. The record is from RefSeq and is a predicted model, not a curated record. Gene Ontology annotation, molecular function: choline O-acetyltransferase activity. Gene Ontology annotation, cellular component: neuron projection; cytoplasm. NCBI's taxonomy places the organism in Eukaryota, Metazoa, Chordata, Actinopteri, Siluriformes, Ictaluridae.